This is a messenger RNA of Periophthalmus magnuspinnatus, 5886 nucleotides long. Its product is annotated as bromodomain-containing protein 3-like. Gene Ontology annotation, biological process: regulation of DNA-templated transcription; chromatin remodeling. The record is from RefSeq and is a predicted model, not a curated record. Gene Ontology annotation, cellular component: chromatin; nucleus. Bases 262 to 2277 code for a protein of 671 amino acids. The transcript has 12 exons. Lineage: Eukaryota; Metazoa; Chordata; Actinopteri; Gobiiformes; Gobiidae.
UGCGUGCUGAGUAGACAGCUGAUAGCUCCUUAUGCUACUCUGAUGCUACAGGGCUAAAUACAAAAGCCACGGAACACUGAGCGCGGACCAAAGGGACCAGCGCAGCGCCUCUACGCAAAGUCGUGCGAUGGACAGUUGUUUCGGGAGAAACUUGGAUCUGCAUUGAACCAAAACUCCCCAAACGAGUGUGUGGCUCUCAAAUUUCCACAAGCAGUGGACACUGCAGUCCCAGGGUGCAUUGCUGCGUGUUGACCCAGCAUCAUGUCCGACGCCCCAGAGACAGCGCCUCCUAGCCCCCCGGCCAUCACCAACCCUCCCCCUCCAGAAGUUACCAAUCCAAAUAAACCGGGCCGAAAGACCAACCAGCUGCAGUACAUGCAGAAUGUUGUGGUCAAGACACUGUGGAAGCACCAGUUUGCCUGGCCCUUUUAUCAGCCUGUGGAUGCCAUUAAGCUCUGCCUCGCCGAUUACCAUAAAGUGAUCAAGAAUCCCAUGGAUAUGGGCACCAUAAAGAAACGUCUGGAGAACAACUAUUACUGGAGCGCCAGUGAGGCCAUGCAGGACUUCAACACUAUGUUCACAAACUGUUAUAUCUACAACAAGCCUACAGAUGACAUCGUGCUCAUGGCCCAGGCCCUGGAGAAGAUAUUUCUGCAGAAGGUGGCUCAAAUGCCUCAGGAGGAAGUGGCUCUGCUCCCUCCAGCUCCAAAAGGGAAGAAACAGAGCAAGCAGCCAGCUGCCAAUCCAGUGAACCAGCAGCAAGCAGAGUCCUCCUCUCCCUCCCCCUCUCAGACGGCUGUAAUCUCACCCACACCCACCCCCCUACAGGCCACCCCCCCUGCCUCCGCCCCACAACCACCAGCCACCAUCAUGCCCUCCGCCCAGCCUGUUGUCAAGCAGAAGAAAGGUGUAAAGAGGAAAGCAGACACAACCACUCCCACCACUUCUGCCAUCUCAUCCAGCCGUGCAGACUCCCCCACGGGCCCUGAACCCAAAACCAAGCCCUCGCGCCGCCCUUCAGCAAAGUCCAGAGAGGAACCGGGAGCAGCAGAGGCAGUGGGCGGGGCUCCAGCACCAGGCACGGGGGCCAAGCGGGUAGGAGCAGGGAAGUUAGGGGAGCAAAUGAAACACUGCGACGCCAUUUUGAAAGAGAUGCUGUCGAAGAAACAUGCGGCUUACGCAUGGCCCUUCUACAAACCUGUGGACGCAGAGGCACUGGAGCUGCACGACUAUCAUGACAUCAUCAAGCACCCCAUGGACCUCAGCACGGUCCGGAAAAAGAUGGACAAAAGUGAGUACAGCGACCCACAGAGUUUUGCUACAGAUGUGAGAUUAAUGUUUUCCAACUGCUACAAAUACAACCCUCCAGACCACGAGGUGGUGGCCAUGGCCCGCAAACUCCAGGAUGUAUUCGAGAUGCGUUUCGCUAAGAUCCCAGAUGAGGGCCUGGAGGCAUCUGUCCCCUCCACGACUCCAGUGGUCAGUAAAUCCACCGCCUCCUCCGACAGCAGCAACAACUCCUCCUCCGACGAAUCCUCUGACUCUGAGGAGGAGCGAGCCACGCGAUUGGCCGAGCUCCAGGAGCAGGUGGGUGAACCGGCCAAUCGCAGAGGGGCCAAUCACAGACCAUCCAAUCACAGGCUGAAGGCGGUACAUGAGCAGUUGGCAGUGCUCUCACAGGCGCCUGUCUCCAAACCAAAGAAGAAGAAAGAGAAGAAGGAUAAGGAGAAGAAGAAAGACAAAGGGAACAAGGCCAAACUCGAGGAGGAGAAGAAGAAACCUGUGGCGGCCGCUCAGCCCAAACCGGCCAAUCAGAAGAAAGCUCCAGCCAGAAAGGCCAACAGCACAGUCACCGCCACAAGACAACCCAAAAAGGGCGGCAAAUCUGGCUCGGCGAAUGGAGAGGAGGGAGAGGAGUCUUCUCUGCCCAUGACGUAUGACGAGAAGCGGCAGCUGAGUCUGGACAUAAACCGUUUACCCGGAGAGAAGCUGGGCCGCGUGGUGCACAUCAUUCAGUCCAGAGAGCCAUCGCUGCGAGACUCCAACCCCGAUGAGAUCGAGAUAGACUUCGAGACGCUCAAACCCUCCACGCUCCGAGAGCUCGAGAGAUACGUCAAGUCCUGCCUGCAGAAGAAGCAGAGGAAACUCAUGCAGAAAGCAGCUGGCGGCGGAGCUUCGGGUGCAGGGGGCGGGGCCAGUAGGUUGAGUGGCAGCUCAUCCUCUUCCUCCGAUGACAGCUCAUCCACGGGAAGCUCCUCCUCCUCUGACACAGACUGAACAGACUCUGUACAUAUGCCCCAUUUUUAGAGUAGUGUUCUCUCCCACCUCGGACUCAGACCCCCGAACACACCACAUUCCACUGACGACAGCAGGCGCCGCAAUCCCCCACGCUCCUGAACGCAACACAGCAGGAGCACCACGCCAUGGCCCUCACUAUGGAAAUAUGAAGAAAACUGGAUUCUAUCUGCUAAGUCAUGGAGUAUAUCAGACCAUAAUAAACCUAAACAGGGCUGAACCAGGGCUGGGCGAUUCACCAACUCUUUUUAUUGUGUAGAUUUUAUAUUUUGACCUUUAUGACCCUUUAUUUGACAGGACGGUACUGCAGGAAACGGGAAGAGACAACAGGCAAACUGUUGAGUAGUGUAUGGUGAGUUUGUACUGUGACUUCACAAAUUUAAAACAAUACAUGUAAAAUCAAACCUUUUGUAUAUGGCUGCAUAUGGAAAAACCUCUCAAUGUUUGUCAGGUUUAACAUUAUUGUAACAUUACUGCUUUUAUGUGAUUUUGCCCCAUGUCUCCCUGAUCACACAUUGGACUGUCCUAUUUUGUAUCGCUCAGCCCUUCAGAGCCCAGCACACCAAUGGAAAUUCAAUUUAAUAUUUGGUUCAGGCUGUGAUUGGUUCAAUAUUGGGGGGCUCUUUUUGACAAGCUCAAACCUUAAACAGACUAAAGAUGAAUCACAACAUCUCAACUAGCAUGUAUGGAAUCACUCUGACAAACUAUAGUUUUUCAAGGUGUUUUUAGGAAGUAAAAAAUAUUCUUCAAGAGGGGGUAUUAUACUAAAUCGACUUUUUGGUGCUUUCUACCAUGUGAUAAUGUUCCAUGCCUGAAGUGUUUUUUCUGUGGUUUUCUUUAGUUUAGCACCUUUUGUAAAAGGCUCUGCCCACAAGUCUAUGUAACCAGGAAGCAAAGAGACAGGGCUUCAAAACUGAAACGUAACUUUUUAAUACAUUGUUGGUUUGAAAAUUCUCCAUUGGCCAAAAACAAAUGGCAAUAUGGUGAUCUAAAUAUAUUGGCAUGUGUGCAAUUAAUACCCCCUCUAUAUUGAAAUGCGAUUGCAUUGAAGAUUUCAAAUCAAACAUUUGACUGCCAUCUCAAAAAUGUAACUCUUAAGUAUCAAAGUAGUCAAGCAGGCUUUAACUUUCAAAAUGUAUCAUAACCAACUAGAAUUAAAAUGUUAUUGUGCUGUUUUAGACCAGGAAUAUGCCUCAAAUUCUCCAUUGAUGUUCUUGAGAUGUGGUGGUCCGUCUAAGCUCGGGUUUCUCUGGGCGGGGGUCAAGAGGUUGUCCCUUUUCAAUCGUCUGUAAACUGAAAAUAAGACAAAAGUGUUUUUUCUUUUGUAAACUACACUACAUGAGUUCUCUGCUGUGUGCUGUGUGUCCUCGUGCCGCUGUCUAAAUGUCCCCUUCACAUCUUCCUCCGAAGUUCUACCAACUGUGGCAAAGUUUACGAGUUAGAAUGUCCAAAUGAAACCAGCGUCUUUAUCCAGUUAUAUUUACACAACUAAAUGCAAAAAGCGAACUGUUUAAGGGGCCCAUAUUAUGCUAUUUUCUGAUUGUUUCCUCAUCACAAACAUACCUGAAUUUUUUUUGUUUUGUGUUUUAUUCAGACGUUAAACCCUGUAUGUUCUGUUCCACCUUGUAAUGUCAUGUGGUAAUACAGGAUGUAUUCCACUGUGUUUUUAAAAUCCAUACACCUUCACUAGAAUAAUUUGGAUAAUUUCAGACCUGGAAUUGCCCAUUUCUAUUGAACUAAAGGUAAAAGGAAGCUGUUAACUUGAACAACAACUUGCAUGACAUCACAAGGUGAAACACACCAUUUUAAGCUUUGGAGAUGCAGACAGAUUAAUACUUAAUGUGUAAAUGAAACACAGCUCCAGGUAUGUUUUUGAUGAGGUAACAACAUGGCUUAAAUCUCACAAGACACAAUUUUGCGUAAUAUAGGACUUUUAACAAACAAUCAAUUUCAGAUUCUGGAGAAAUUUCUAGACUUUUUAUUUUAUUUUUUUUGAAUAAGCUUGUGCAUGGAAGUUAAGCAGCAAUGUGGUGUGGAGCUAUUGGUGGCAGAGUGGUUUUCGUAGUCGAUCACUCUGCCAAAAAAUCAACGGUGGAUGAGUUCGAUAAAGUGAGAAUUGUUUCUAUAUUAUUGGCCUUUUUGAAGAACUUUAGAUUUUUAAACAAAUUUUAUCUUAAUCAUGUUUUUACAUUAUUUAUAUCUCAAAGUUGUAAUAAGUAGGGUUUGAGAGGGGACAGACUUUCCCCCUUCUAUAGAGUCAGUUUGUCAAAUGGUUUGUUUGAGUAACAUGAGUUUUGCUUAUUAUAGCUUUACAUUUUUAUAUUUUUAAAGAUAAUUUUUUUAUCAUGAAUUUUUUGGACAUCACAUCAUGCCUAAUUUCUUGGUUCAGGUUUCAGAAUAAUGAAGACAUUUUGUACUUAAUUUUAUUUCAAAACCUAAAUUAAAAUUUUUCUCUUAACUUGCGCUUAAGGCUUUUCUAAGUUAGUUUUUGCUUUAGAUUUUCUGCAACAAUUUGAGUAGAAUUUGGUAGAAUUUGCCCAUACACUGUCAAAAUACAAAUGUUGGACCUGAUUUACGGUUAAUAUGUCUGUACCAGUUUUUGUUUCAUGUGCAUAGGCCCAGGGAUCAAAGUUGAAUGUCUUCUGUCAGCAACAAGGCAAAUAUUUUUCACUAUUGUAUCAGAAUUUCUGUUCUUAGCCCAUUAAUAGAAGUUUGUGAACUCAAUCCCUAACAAAAAAUAUCUGGUUUAAUACAAUUGCAAUUUCUGUUUCUGAAAUUUUGACUGAAUUCUAGAGGGUAAAAUCAGCCUAUUUUGGUCCUAAAUACUGAUUUCUAAAAAUGUGACGCUGGUUUCUUGAGGACACUUGUUUUAAAAAUCGGUUAAAACCAGAAUGACAAAUGAACAGCGCGUCAGUUUUCCUCCUUUUUUAUUUUUUUAGUUGAGGUCGAUGCAUAAUAAUAGAUAAUGUUUUUUGUAUUUUAAUAAGAAAAUGAAAAAAGUGAGUUUAUGUACUGCAUGCACUGCGGCCGUUCGUUCUUUCCGAUGUUUGAGCACUGUAUAGUAGCUGUAAGUAGAGACAAAAAUGGACUCAGAGCGACGCCGCGUCCACAAAUAUACAUUUUCCAAAAAAUUUCAAGUUUACCGAAAAUUGAUUUUUGGUUUAGAUUAGGGAUGUCACAAUUUGAAAUUUUAGUGUUUACAAUUAUGAAAUGGAUUUGAUUUUAUUCACUGAUAACCACACCUAUAUUAUGUGAUCAACUUCAUCAAACUAACUUGCGCUGUUAACAUUUCUGCUUUUCUUUGACAGUGACGUGAAAUGUAAAUAUGUUGGUUAAUUAACUUCAACUCAAAAAUAGUCCUUCAAAAAUAUACAAUUGUUCUCUGUCAAAUGAAUUUAUUAUGACAUCCCUAGUUUAGAUCCACAAAAACAUGUCGAUGGGAAGUGGUUUAAAAUGGAAGCAACCCGCAGGUGUGAAUGGCGUGGACGUGGCCAGAGCUGCAAACUCUGACUAGAUUGAUGUAAAAUUACUGAUGGAUUAUUUUCUGAGUUCCUUUGUUUUCAUAAAUAAACUCAUAAACAAGAACAAAAA